Solanum lycopersicum (tomato) is the source of this 1625-nucleotide messenger RNA. RefSeq names its product probable galacturonosyltransferase-like 1. Gene Ontology annotation, molecular function: glycosyltransferase activity. The record is from RefSeq and is a predicted model, not a curated record. Gene Ontology annotation, cellular component: Golgi apparatus. NCBI's taxonomy places the organism in Eukaryota, Viridiplantae, Streptophyta, Magnoliopsida, Solanales, Solanaceae.
AAACGGAAGUUAUUAUAGGAGUAGUAUAUAUAUCUAAGGAUGUUUGUGUGGCAUGUUUUAUAAUUUGUCUCCCUGCUCCAUUAUGCCUAAACUUAGGGGCACCCCCCUCUGGUUCUUCAUUUUCUCUUUAUUAUCCACACUAAAUGGUACUGAUUCUGCAAUCACUGACACUGAUUCCAAUUCCAGUCUCCAUUUUAAAGAAGCGCCGCAGUUCUAUAAUUCCCCGAGUUGUUCUUCAAUUAAUUCUUCAGUAAAUGUAGCUAUGACUCUUGAUAUAGCUUAUCUCAGGGGAUCUAUGGCUGCUAUUCUUUCAGUGCUACAACACUCUUCUUGCCCAGAAAACAUUGUAUUCCAUUUUGUCUCUUCUUCAUCUGCUGAAUCCACACAUUUGAACUUGACUAUUACGAAAUCAUUUCCGUAUCUUCAAUUCACAAUUUAUCCAAUUCAACAUGUUGCAGCCGUAGCAGGACUAAUUUCAACCUCAAUUCGCUCUGCUUUAGAUUGUCCUUUAAAUUAUGCUCGCAAUUAUCUUGCUGAUCUACUUCCUCAACAACUUCAAAAGGUGGUUUAUCUUGAUUCGGACCUUGUUUUAGUAGACGACAUUGCUGAAUUAGCAGCAACGCCUCUAACAGGGGACUCUGUUUUAGCAGCACCUGAAUACUGCAAUGCUAAUUUUACUACUUACUUCACGCCGACUUUUUGGUCGAAUCCUUCUCUUUCCUUGACUUUUGCGAAUCGAAAUCGGAGGCCUUGUUAUUUUAAUACUGGGGUGAUGGUUAUUGAUCUAGAGAGAUGGAGAGCAGGGGAUUAUACUACUAAGAUUGUGGAGUGGAUGGAGUUGCAAAAGAGAAUGAGGAUUUAUGAAUUGGGAUCUUUACCCCCUUUUCUGCUUGUUUUUGCUGGAAAUAUAGCUCCGGUGGAUCAUAGCUGGAACCAACAUGGUCUUGGUGGAGAUAAUUUUCAUGGACUCUGUCGGGAUUUGCACCCUGGUCCAGUUAGUCUAUUGCAUUGGAGUGGAAAGGGAAAACCAUGGGCUCGACUUGACGCCAAUCGACCUUGUCCGUUAGAUGGUCUAUGGUCACCUUAUGACCUGCUGCAAACACCUUAUACAAUUGAAUCUUAAGGUGUAUUAGAGUUGACAUCGAGAGUAGAGAUCUGUGUCUUGUGAUCCUCUUCGAUUGUGUUAUGGCGUAGCUAGUCACCCCAGAAGGGCUAGGUGAGGUCUACUAUUUUUAUAGAUAAUAGUAUACAGUAGCUAGCCAUGAAUUCUUACAUUGAUAGAGUAUUAUUUUCGAACUUAUGACAUGAAAUCAUUUAUGAUAUGAAAUCUUUUAGUUGCGAUCAAUUAAGUUUAUUAAAGAAAGGAAAUAAGACGUAGCCUUGUCUGCUAUAUAUAGUUCAUGAUAUUCUUGAGACAUACCAUGAAAUAUAACGCACUUACUAUUCUCACUCCCACCAUUUUAGGCUUUUCUAAACAACAAUUGAAAAAAAAGGACUACUGUUUGUUCAUUUCAUCUAAAUAUAGUAUCCAUUUCUUCACUUGUAAGCUCUUGUUCAAUUCACCAAAGCAUACUUUCCUUUUUUCUCUUUUUCUUUUUGCAAUUAAAGUGAACCUCGUUCUAUGA